UCACUUGGGAGUUUUCUCUUGGACUGGGUUCUUUGCGAUCGUGACAGAGCUGUUGUUGUCAAGCGACUGGUGUGUACAGAUGACAUAAGAAAGAUAAUAAUGAAUAGUGAUGCUAUCGCAUUCACCAUGAAUUAUUUCUUGAUUCGCAACGAUGUAGAAGUUAUUGAAGCGUUACUUCAACUGGAUGUCGACAUGAAUUCAGCGUGGAUAGACAAUCGGCAAUACAUUUACUUAUGUGAUGUUAAUGAUGGAAUGCUGAGGCGUUUGAAGGCAAAUAUAAAGGACAUACCCAUGGUUUCGUCGUUAAUGCAGAAAGUGAAGGCGCGCCCAUUGCAAGGCAAAGUCAAUGCAAAUGCCUGGUGCAGACCUGCGAUCUACUCUUCUGCAGAACAGCUGAAUACUGAAGAGGUAUUGCCAUACUGGGAGUACAUGUUUAUUUGGAGUUUAUUGUUGCGAAAACACGAAAUUGCGAAAAUAAUCUGGACCAAAACGAAGCAUCCGCUCUUCGUGUCCCUCAUUGCAUGCAAUUUAUGCAAGGCGGUGAAGCAGGAAACAAACGAUAACGUUUUAAUUGUCGAAAUGGAAAACAAUAUGAGCGAGUGGUCUACUGUGGCUAUAGAUUGUCUUCACGAAAGCUACCAGAUUAGUGAACCAGAAACAUAUCACUAUCUGAAAAUGACCAUGCCUUUUUGGUAUACACAAUCAUGUCUAGAUUUGGCUGUUGAAUCGAAGAACAUGGAGUUCCUGGCCCAACAAGCAUGUCGCAAUCUGGUUGGAGAUGUCUGGAAUGGGAAAACAACGUGUGUCUAUUCAGCCCUAACCAGGAUCAAGUUCUUCUGGAACAAAAUGCAGGCUCCAAAAACCAAAUUCGCGUACAAUGUGGUCUCGUAUUUGGUGUUUCUGAUCCUGUUCGCGUACGUGCUGCUGUUUGAUCUUCCAAAAAAUGUAUCGACCAAGGAAUUAGUGUUAAUGGCAUGGGUACUGACCAUAUUGGUUGAAGAAAUCAGACAGAUGCAUCAAACGUGUCAGAUGUCUGGUUAUAAGAAGGCUAUUCCAUGUGUACAGCGAAUCAGAAAUUUGAAGAAUUACUUUUUGGAAGGAUGGAACCUCAUCGAUUUAUUAACGAUCGUCAUGUUUUUACUGGGGUUCGGUCUGCGAUUCAUACAAUUUCGAGGCACGUCGGUUGAUUGGCCAAGAGUCGUGCUUGCUGUCGAUUUUGUUGUGUUCUUCUUCAGACUCGUUCACAUAUUCUCUGUUCAGAAAAUACUUGGCCCUAAACUAAUUAUAAUUCGAGGGAUGGUACAAGACCUGUUGUAUUUCUUGGUUAUUAUGGCUGUGAUUUUAUUGGCUUACGCCAUUGCGUCGUACUCCAUUCUCUACGCCGAUUCUCCUGUAACUUGGGAAACUGCUAUACAAAUAAUAAGGAAGCCUUACUGGCAUCUUUAUGGGGAACUCUUUCUAGAAGAUAUGGAAGAUUCAACGGAUUGUACAAAUGACUCUAGCUUAUGGACGAACGGAACAAGUGAACGCUGCCUAACCGAGACUGGCAGGAUUGUAGGUCCCUUCAUGAUGGGAAUUUACCUGUUGUUUUCAAAUAUCCUGCUUCUCAACCUUCUGAUUGCAAUGUUUAGUUACACAUUUACUAGAAUCCAUGAGCAUUCAGACAAGAUUUGGUGUUUCCAGAGAUACGUUAUCGUCAAGGAAUACGCACUACGGCCCGUACUAUGCCCUCCUGUGAAUGUAUUCUGGCACAUAUACAAGCUUUUCCAAUGGUGUCUACAUAAGUGUACACUAAAGCCCUUAGAUGAUCCUUUCCAUUGUCCUUACGACAAGGUGACGAUAUUGUAUUUGAAAAAGGCACAACGCAGAUAUCUGGAAAGGAAAGAAACAGACAGUGACAAUUCGAUAGAAACGGCAAAUGAAAAGCUUGAUCAUUUGAAACAUAAUGCUGAGAAGGAGGAGGGAUACAGAAAUAAAGCUCUGGAAUGUUUCGAAGCUCUGAAUAAGAAAGUUGAUGGUUUGGAGACGAAGGCUGAGAGGGAGGAUGAGUUUAGACGCCUGCUGCGUAAUCAUUUGAAAAAAGAGGCCGAGAAAGAGGAGGGAUUCAGAAAUCAAGCUCUGGAAUGUUUCGAUGCUCUGAAUAAGAAAGUUGAUGGUUUGGAGACGAAGGCGAAACAUGAAGAGGAGUGUCGUAAUACGAUGAUGACUAAGAUGAUGCAAGCGGCUGAGAGGGAGGAUGAGUUUAGACGCCUGGUUCUGGCUCAGCUUAACAAAAUGCAGGAGAGUAUAGACAACCUGCAUAGGAAGAAGGCUGACAGCGAACAUAGGGCGGAUAAAACAACGGAGCCGUAAUGUUUACUACAAUCACCGGGCAAUUUUGAUUGCUUUUUAUACGCCCGUCUUUGACGGGACGUAUUAUGGUAUACCCCGCGUCUGUCCGUCCGUCUGUUAAUGUCGUACGCUACGUCAAAUAUCCUUUGACAGAUUUUCUUCAAAUUUUAACACAAUCUUAAUAUUGAUAAACCCUGAUCCCCUUUCGUUUUUGACGGAAUUCUGAAUUGUCGUUCCAGAGUUAUGGGACUUUGUUCGUCAAAAUUUCGUGAUUUCAUUGAAUGUCCUACUGUAGCUCAAAUAUCCUUCGAUGGAUUUUUUUCAAAUUUCAACACAAUCUUAAUAUUGAUAAACCCUGAUCCCCUUUCGUUUUUGACGGAAUUCUGAAUUGUCGUUCCAGAGUUAUGGGACUUUGUUCGUCAAAAUUUCGUGAUUUCAUUGAAUGUCCUACCGUAGCUCAAAUAUCCUUCGAUGGAUUUUUUUCAAAUUUCAACACAAUCUUAAUAUUUAUAAACCCUGAUCCCCUUUCGUUUUUGACGGAAUUCUGAAUUGCUGUUCCAGAGUUAUGGGACUUUGUUCGUCAAAAUUUCGUGAUUUCAUUGAAUGUCCUUCCGUAGCUCAAAUAUCCUUCGAUGGAUUUUUUUCAAAUUUCAACACAAUCUUAAUAUUGAUAAACCCUGAUCCCCUUUCGUUUUUGACGGAAUUCUGAAUUGUUGUUCCAGAGUUAUGCGACUUUGUUCGUCAAAAUUUCAUGAUUUCAUUGACUGUCCUACCGUAUCGGAUUUACCAUGUUACAAUGUUAAAUUAUCAAGUAUUCACAUAUUCAACUGGAUGAGAUUUGACUGGAACAUUGGAAUUCCAUACACGCAUACAUAUACUCAAAAAAAGAUAUGGUAUGAAUGUCAAGGAGACGGCGCUCCAUGCUCAUGUACUUAUAAAAUAAACCAUGUAUUCAAAUACAAAUAAACUGAAGUAAAAAAAUGAUUCAAAGGGUUAUUUAUUACCUUACUACUUCAUUGGCGAACGACGGGCGUAUCAUGCGCUCAUGGCGCAGCUCCUCAGUUUAUAUAUGUUGCACUUAACUAUGCCCGAACAAUGUAUUACGUCUUCAACUACGAACACUUCACGUUAAUUUUAAUACGAAUCGACUAGAGCAUUUCGUGAAGUGUGUAUUCCAUUAUUUGGGUCGGUGUAUUUGCAGUGUAUAUACAUGCUUGCUUUUUGAUUCUCAUUGUAUUUAUAAGUUUUUGUUUUCAAUGUAUUCAAUGUUUGCACAUGUCGUUAAUAUUCGGUGUGAAUGUAAAUGAAUUUAGAGAAUGGUGAAAACGAACAACAAUAGCUUCGGUACAAUUAUUUGCUAAGGAAUUGCGUAAUCAUAAGACAAAUCACGUUAAAACUGGCACAUUAGUCGGUCUAUAUAUUGCAUAUGAUAUCGACAGUGCACAUUCAGUAUUGUCUGAAUCUGAGGAUAUGGUGUAUAUUCUACAGUUUCGUACUAUUACGUGGCCAAAUGUAUGUAUGUAUACCUUUAUAUUGUUGUAUAUUUCUCAGUGCAGUUGUAUAAUUUUGGCAUUGGAAAAUGUGUGUGUUCAAUGAAUGUGUUUGGUAUUGAUUUCUUUUUAAAAGCAUUAAUUUUUAAUGGCACACAAUGGUAGUGAUAAAAACUUUUACCAUGAAGGAUACUUUUUUAAACGCUAUCGAUAUUGUUUGCCUUGCAGUGUAUUGUUGCUUCAUAAAUUGUGUGCCUCCUAUGAUAUGUUAAGCAUUUCUGAAUUUGCAUAAAUGUAAAUAGUGUAUAAGCGUGUUAAUUUGUGUUCGUCCUUUGAUCGUUGCAUCUAGGGACAUAUAUUAUUGCAAUCAUAGAUAUGUAUCCAAAGGCUUCUAAAAUAAGUUUGUUUUAACAACACGAUCAUCAUUUUGAUAGCACGAAAACCGUUUAGUAUGCUCUCAAUACUUAAUCAAACAAUCAUAAGAUUAACAUCUUCUGUUUUACCUGUUUUGGGCAUUUAAAAACUGGGACAUUUACCGACACAUUUUGUCACAAUAAAAUUUCGACUGAUGCACACACUUUAAAGUGUGUUUCUCGAUACUAUUUUCAACAUAACUUUAAUUUUUGUCUACGUCCUGGUACUCCUUAUGAAAUGUAUAUAACUUAAUGUUCAAUAUACCAUACAAUAUACAUCAUUAUUUUGUAUUUUUAGCAGAUGAAAAUAAAAGUAUAUUAAAACAAAUGCGCAAUUAAAUUGCAAAUGUAAUUACGUGCCAUUAAUUUGAAAUGUAAAUGUUAUUCAUAUAACAAUUUAAAUGAACAACUAUUUUUAAUGCAAACCAAUGUUUGUUAUGCCAUAUAACCUACAUCUGUGUUUUCAUACUGUAUGAUUUGUAAAGGGGUAUCUUUUUAAUGUAAUAUUGUUGUUUGAUAAGAUGUUUAGUUUAGGAGUAUAUGUGUUUUUAUAAAAAAAAGUGAUGUGAUAAGCAGGUAGUUACAUGUAGCGACUGAAUGAAAAGAAUUGCUCAUAAUGAAACUAACAAUUAAAGUAGUACCAUUUCAUAUAAUGUGUUAAUGUGUGUCUUAACCUAUAAAUUUUUCGUUGAUUGAACUUAUAUUUGUGUUAUAUAUUUCAUACAUAACUGAUUUUGUACCAAAAAAAAAGUUUUGUUGAACUGUAGUGUAGCUGUAUUCCUACGUAUUUACCAAUUUAACCUUUCAUUUGAGUUUCAAUUUUCUUUGGGUUUUAGUUUUCAAGAUCUUAUGAAAACAUUACAUUUUAUAAUGUUUUUAUAACGUGCGUUAUUAUCGUGUAGUUGCAUUAUGUAUUAUUUCUAUAUGAUGUAACAUGGACAGUUAAUUUAACAUAUAUGAUUUUAGAUAGGUGCAUACGAAUUUAGUAUAUUUGUAGUGUUGGAUUGUUUACAAAUUCUGAUAAUAAAAACAGUAACGACCGAAUUCAUCAUGUUUCAUGAUCAGCACAUUUCAACCAAUUAACAGUGCAGUUCUAAGUUCAUUCAUGAAAUAUUUCAACAGAUGUUUCUUAAAGUUCUUCAUAUAUGUCUUUGAAAAACUAUAAAUUAAAUGUUUAAUUUCCAUUUAGAUUCAUAAACAUAAGUUAUCUACUAUUAACAAGCGCCUCAUUGGGGUUUAUACGCAUACGCUAGUUUUAUAUAUUUGUGGUUUAUCCUAACGCAAUAAUGUAAUGAAUCAAAACUAAUGUCCAGCGGUGUAUCAUGGAAAGCUAAUGCAGUCGGUAACAGAUUAACAACGCUCACAAUGAACAAUAUAAGUCCAUUAAAACUUCACUGAUCUUCUUAAGAAUGUACGACGUUUUAAUUUUAAGAUUAAGUAACUGAUUAUGUUUAAAAAUCAACAUCACGAAUACCUGUUUAAUUGUAUUAUUUUACUGUAUAAAAAUAAAAUAUAGUUUGUUGUUUUGAUGUAUUUCCGCACUAUAACUAGCGUGUGUAUGUUAUUUGUAUGUGUAAUGUGUAAGCUAGUAUAAACCCAUUUAUUCCUAGCGUCUAGAAAAAAGGCCUUGGCAAACAGCAAUGUCUCAUCAGGGUCUGCGCUAUUUGCUUAAAGGAAUUUAUGUAAGAAAUAUUCUAAAUAUACAAAUAAAUAUACUAGACAUCCUUAAUUUUGGAAAUAAAUUGAUCCAAUUUAAAAGGAUGGAAGAGUCCACUAGGCAUUAAUGGGUUAAUAAUGUACAUUACUUUAUUUAUAUUGUUUACUGAUGUAUGUGUUGAGUUUAAAGUGCGUUAUUUUCAGAUUUCAUUGAAAUAUGCAUACACUCAACUAUCCUUGUACACUUGUAAAGUUGGAUCUUUCAAUUCUUAAGCAGUGUACGUAGGCGUUUAUGCAUUUAUGAACAAAAUAACAUAGAUUUACAUGUUGCACAAGUUGCUGAUGUGUUUGUUAGUAGUAACACACACAAGAACACAAUGUCUUGGUCUAUAUGUUAAGUUUACGAGUAUAAAAGUAAUUAUAAACAUUUGAAUAACUAUAAGAUACGUAGGAAAAACUGCACAUAGCAAGACUAAUAUAAAAUUAGUCUGAACGCAAAAUCACCAAUUAUUCAAUAUGUUUUCUUUCAAUAGAUUUUAUUGGUCGAAAUGUUUUUGUUAAUUCACCACAUAUAUAUAAUAAGAAUUGUGUCAUGUGUUUGCCUUUGAAUUUUGAUUUUAUAACAAUUAUAUUAAGGAGAAUACAAUUUAUGCAAACUAAAUUUUACUAUUUAAUGGGUAACGACUAUUUUGCUGUCUGAUAUUUUAUUUUUGACUUUUUGCAUGUUACUGAAGGAGCUAUAUUUGCAUUUCAUAAUAAUACUGAUGCAUAUUAUAAGUUUACGAGUGUAAAAGUAAUUCUUUGACACCUCUGUGCUUUAAACAUGAAUCAUUUGAAUCAUUUUGAUAACUCUAAGACACGCAGGAAAAAUGCACCCAUAUAACAAUAGUCGAGACGCAAAUUAACAAAUUAUUCAAUAUGAUUUCUUUCAAAAGAUUGUCAAAAUGUUUAUGUUAGUUCACCACACAUAUAUACUAAGUAUUUGUUAAUGUGUUUGCCUUUGAAUCGUAACUUAACACACACGUGUCUAUUAACGCGUUAAUUAAAUACAUAAAGUUAUUAUUAUUGUAUAAUACUUUUGUUUGACUUGCUGAGUGAGACUGCAGGAGAUAUAUUUGCAUUUUGUAUGAUGCAUUUUUUCUUAGCGUAGUAAACAUAUAUACUACAGAAAAUGGCGCAUUCAAUUAAUUUGCAACCGAUGGUAGUAGUAUGUUUAUGUUUGUAUUACUCCUUCUUUUAAGUCUUUUGAACGAAAUGAGAUUGCAUAUUAAAUCAUGCAAUCUUGAUUUUAUAAGUAAUGUUUACAAUUGUAUUUGUAUAUUGUAUUAUGUUUGUUUGUCGUGUCUUGACUAAGCAAUCACAUAUGUGGACGUUUUUAAUUGUACUUGAACUUAAUGUCAUGCGUUUGCGUAAGAUCUUUAUAUGAAAUAAUCUUGGAUGCCGUUAUAAAAAAUAACAUCGCAAAAGGGGAGGAUUGAUCAAAGGUCAGUAGUAUCAUAGUAGUCAAAAACAUGAACGGAAAAUGAGGGUUUGACUGAAGUUGUUAGAAACAGGAACUCGCUUUACGAACUGGUUGCGAGUGGAAUUUUAAAAGAAAUUGCAUGAGUUGUAUCUUAUGUUUUUUGCUUAAUGAUUUUGAAACUGAGCACCCACGUGUUACGCACAUAGGAUAUUUAUUAAGCAUUAAUCUUUGCUUUUUGUUCAAUAUGUGCAGGCGGUUCAUACAUUUCAUAGGAAAAGAAUGCAUAUGCACAUAUAAACAUUCUAUAAGGACGACUGUCCGUAUACAAUACACUUUAUAACACCUAGCUUUAUAAAUUUAAAACGCCCCAUGCGUGAUUGCAAUGAAAUAUGCAUACAUUUUAAAUACUUGUAUUAUUCUCAUUAUCAUAUGUAGUAGAAAUAGUAUAUCGUGUGUAUUGUGUAUACCGUAUAGUAUAUUAUUGAACAUAGUUGUUCUAACGUGUUUACCAACAAACCAUAGUGCAAAUAAACUUAUAUCCAUACAUAAGAGGUCUGUUUUGGUCUACAGUUAAACGUAAAAUUAUCGUAUUUAUGUUCAAUUCUAUAACUAAACAUUAUACAUUCAAAAAUUACACAAAAGUAACAUUUAAUUGGGUUUUAUCUAUUAAAAGCGUACGUAAACAACUAUGGACUUAAGUUUUGCUUUAAUUGCACUAUGGUUUAUUGAGCAAUUUAAUCGAUUAUUAUGUCUUUAAAUUUUAAGGUUUUGAGUCUUUAGGUAUAAAUAAACGACCGACCGGUUAUCGAGCAUCAUCAUUCGCAGAUAUGAAAGUUCAGAUAUGUUCGUAUGCGUAUAUUCCAGAUUAGUUUUUGGUUUUCAAAUUAUUCAUGACCGUGUGUUUUGUGGUAUGAUCAAACAAAUGCUUAAACAAAUAUUAAAUGUGGCAUGGUAUGUGUUAUAAUCCGAUAGUUAAAUAAUAAAUACCCAAAGACUCAAAACACAUAACUGUGUGCUCGAAGUGUAUUGUAGUAGCUUUAAUGACAUAUAUCUUUUAUUUUCUUAAGGGGAAUGUUCACAGAUUACCACGAGGAUACAAUUUAUUGUUCACGCAUAUUACAUGACAUAUUACACAUAUAUAUAUAAUAGGAGCGGCAUUAUAAACACACAUAGUAGUCAUCAGUUUAAAUUGAUAAACUUGCAAAAAUAACGCAAACAAAUGUAAAUUAUUAUUGUAACUCCUAUUUUAAUUGAAGUUUUGGAAAACACGCGAAUCAGUUACAAAAUAAAGUGAAUGGUAAACAAUUAACGUAUUAAUGCAUUAUGUCGGCAUAGACGAAAGGCAACUAAAAGGUAACCUCGUUCGACCUUUGAUUGGCAAGAAUUAACGCCAAGAGGAUGCAUCAUUGAGCUCCCUCGAUAUGCUUUUAUUGUACUGCGUAUUAAAUGAUUAAUGAAAGUCCUUAAAAUUGUCACGCUUAGACUAAGCAUGAUGAACAAACAAAAAAACUGUGAGCAUGUCCCAUGAAUUACUUAUACAAUUAUUAUAAGAUGUUUUUGCAAAUGGUGUUUUGAGGCUUUAUAAAAUUAAAACGACUAUGCCUUUAAUGUUGUAUUAUUAAAGGGUUCAAUACAUAAAAGUCCAUUCCUCAUAAGAGAACAUGAAAAUGCAUUUCUUAGGUUUCUACCAAAACCCAAUAAUGAAAUAAGGAAAUUUCAAGAUUUAUAAUUGUGUAAUUCUAUUUCUAGAAAAUUGUCUGCGUGUUUCUUAAAAGCGUUUGAAAAGCUAAAAGGCAAGCGUUACCGAAAUAAAAAUAUUUUUGUUAAAAGCCUCAAGAUGCCAUGCCAUGUACUCAAUAUUUAAAUGUGUAUGCAUGCAUAUAAUAACAGCUUCACAUAUUAGCAAUAAAAGAAGAACAUGU
Dreissena polymorpha is the source of this 9274-nucleotide messenger RNA. Its product is annotated as transient receptor potential cation channel subfamily M member 1-like. The transcript has 26 exons. Lineage: Eukaryota; Metazoa; Mollusca; Bivalvia; Myida; Dreissenidae. Gene Ontology annotation, cellular component: membrane. The record is from RefSeq and is a predicted model, not a curated record. The coding region runs from base 100 to 2352 and encodes 750 amino acids. Gene Ontology annotation, molecular function: monoatomic cation channel activity. Gene Ontology annotation, biological process: monoatomic cation transmembrane transport.